AUAGAGGAAGCACGUGCAGUUGGCCGACAUCUAUAUAAAGAUACGGUUCCUCGAGGUUAGACCCUGAAAUUCGGCAUGCCGAAAAACAAACGGCAUCCAUCCCCGGCCCCAAAUACCUACGACCACGACUCCAUAGCCACCACUGUUCAAGCGUCCGCUACCAUAUGCACCGUCAUCGGCCACGCCCGCCUGCACCCCACUCCGUACCUUUUCAACCUCUUCCCCCCUCCGCAGCUUCAGUACUCUCUAGUCUACCACAUCAAACACCAUCAGUUCACCUCACGGCCUGCGCCCCAUUUCAAUCUCAUCCAAGUGUCAUUCCCGCUAUAAUUACACAUUCCCAGCGCCUCCACGACUCCCAAUCUCAUUCAAAUACAAAACAACCAAACCAAACCAAACCAAACCAACCCAUCCCAUCCACCUCUCCACAUGAUCCCAAAUAUACACAAUAGCCACCCCCAGCGUACACUUCAUAGAGAUGCGUUUUGCUUCGACAUGGACAUCGAAAUCAUCAGACAUCGACAAGCUCAGAAGAAGAAAAUUCGAAAAAUGAUUUGAUACAAAAAAAUC
This is a messenger RNA of Mytilinidion resinicola, 570 nucleotides long. RefSeq lists its product as uncharacterized. The transcript has a single exon. NCBI's taxonomy places the organism in Eukaryota, Fungi, Ascomycota, Dothideomycetes, Mytilinidiales, Mytilinidiaceae. The record is from RefSeq and is a predicted model, not a curated record. Bases 165 to 452 code for a protein of 95 amino acids.